GCCUCGCGCCUUCUUUCAAACUGAUUGAACCCAGUGAUAUUCCCCUCCUCGCACCGUUCCCUUUGUAUUUCUCGUCCCCCCCUUCAGGUGAGCUCCCGACGCCUGGCAGGCCAUGUAGUCGGACUAUCUCCAGUCCUCCUUUAUAACGCUGAGCGCAGCGCAUAUAAGAGUGGUGAUAGUACUUAACCUCACAGCGUUCAUUACUCUCAACUGGCAUUGAGAUCCUCUUAGCUGCACAGAGGCAACAUUUUUUUUAUAAAUCUAAUAAAAUGGAUUAUAACGUUUCUAACGGCAGGCACAUGAUCGGCCCUUAUCCCGUUGAUAUGGGUCCUAGUCUUCUCUAUCCACAGCACUUCUUGUUUUCGCAGUCCCCCGCUUUCAGCGAUACCUCUCUUCCUCUGGAUGAUUUGUAUCGUUCCCAAUCAGCACCUCCGUGCCUGGAGCAAGGAAACAAUCUUUUCAACUCUCCCCUUUCCAUUCCUCCGUUAUUUCCUAAUUACGACGUGUUCCCACUGGCUCCCUCGGCACAUGGUGGCAUUCAUUCUUCGACAAAGGAACAUAUCCCUCGUCCACCGAAUGCAUUCAUGCUCUACCGUUCACACAUGCUCAAGAGCCGGGGUAACGCUGACCCUGAGAAGCGUCAGCAGAAUCUCAGCCGCAUUGCAGGGCAGCUUUGGAGAGAUAUGAGCAAAGAAGACAGAGCUGUAUGGCAUAAGAAGGCAGCGGAAGUCCAAGCCGCUCAUUAUGCGAAGUAUCCUGGCUACAAAUUCAAGCCCAACCGCAAGAGCGCUAAGUCGGCCAAGACUCUUCAAAGCGGCGGUUAUUAUUUGAAGCCCACUGAACAGCUUUGCACGGAAUCAUCCAUAGGCCCAGUACGACGUGCUCGCUCGACCAGGAUCCGCCCCCAGGGUGUUACGCGUGAGGAUUUCCUUGGUGCUUUAGACACGCAGUUUCCAUCGCCUUUCUCGUCCUCGUCUGGGCUCUCCCCUCUACGUUGUCCACCAUUCAUUCCAGCGUUCUCUUUACCUGAUGGUACAUGUGGUAACGAGCAGCCGAACACCAUUCUGCCUAGUCCUCAGUGUACGAAUGCACUUGGCUUGAAAUUGAAUUCAUCACAGCCUCCUACGCCAGGACUCGCUGAAAUGCUCUCCGAUUUGGCACUUGAUCUCGAUGCUACGCCAACUGCAGCAACUUUCCAACGCAAAGGUGACAUACCAAUGUCGGAUGCUUCUCUGUCCCAAGAUGACAUAUUCCUUGGACUGGAGCAACUUCGUCUUCCCCAUAAUCCAACGGAUUAUGACAUCAAUCGUCUGUCACCGCCACCUCAUGGAUCGGUAGGAUAUCAGCCUUCAGCCCAAGGCUAUUCGUGUUCGGACGCUUUUAGUGGGGCUCCAUCAUGCGCCUCUGAUUCAAUUUUCUCCGAGUUUAGGUACGCUCUUUCAAUGCCACUUGACCAUGAAAGUAACGAGUGGAACAAUACCUCGUGGAUGGUUGACUUGGAUAAGAACUUAAAUAAUUAACGUUUUCUCAUGACCGUCACGUCCCUUUGUAUCCUUACUCUUAAUCGCUGUAUUUCGUAGUAUACCAACGUUUGGCACUGUAUCAAUAGAAGUUUCUUUCAUUCUGAC
This is a messenger RNA of Suillus clintonianus, 1628 nucleotides long. RefSeq lists its product as uncharacterized. NCBI's taxonomy places the organism in Eukaryota, Fungi, Basidiomycota, Agaricomycetes, Boletales, Suillaceae. The coding region runs from base 270 to 1520 and encodes 416 amino acids. Gene Ontology annotation, cellular component: nucleus. The transcript has 3 exons. Gene Ontology annotation, molecular function: RNA polymerase II cis-regulatory region sequence-specific DNA binding; DNA-binding transcription factor activity, RNA polymerase II-specific. Gene Ontology annotation, biological process: regulation of transcription by RNA polymerase II. The record is from RefSeq and is a predicted model, not a curated record.